Molecule: messenger RNA, 2136 nt
Organism: Trypanosoma grayi
Lineage: Eukaryota; Euglenozoa; Kinetoplastea; Trypanosomatida; Trypanosomatidae
Product: putative DNA replication licensing factor, putative,minichromosome maintenance protein-like protein
Exons: 1
Coding region: 1-2136 (711 amino acids)
Cellular component (GO): nucleus; MCM complex
Molecular function (GO): ATP hydrolysis activity; single-stranded DNA helicase activity; ATP binding
Source: RefSeq, a predicted model, not a curated record
AUGUCUAUCAGUGGCGUCCCACAGGAAGCAGUGAAGGUGCUGUGGCAAGUGCACUGCGCGUCUCUUGCGCCCUUGUCAUACGAUGAGGAGGCGGUAAGUGAAAUGUGGCGACUAUUUGCAGGGUUUUUGGCUCAGAUUCCGCUGCAAGCUGCCACAACUGCGACAAGCCACUCGUUUCCAUCGCUCAUUGCGACUUUCACGUUUAAAGUGGACCUCCGUGGUGAUGUGCUGAACCAAGCGAUGCGAAAUGCUCUCGUCAGUCAGCCGUAUAUUGUCGUGCCAUUGUUGGAGUUUUUCAGAGCUGUGCUGAGCUGCCAGCAACAAGAGAGAGAACACCAGAUGGGGGCUGUCGGCUCUUGGCGCGUGGUUUGCUCCGUCGUUGGCGACGACACCUGCGCAACUUCAUUUGAUACUUUGGGUGCCUCUAUGCUUGGUCAACUCGUGACAAUACGCGGAACAGUUGUGCGGAUGAGUCCAUCACGUGUUACUUGUGUGCGAAUGACGUUCCGCUGCGGCGCCUGUGGGGUAGUGGUGGAGGCCCCAACAGAGGACGGCGUGCUGGUGUACCCGGGACAGUGCCGUGGCCGGUGCCGCGGGUACCGUUGGUCACCGCUGGUAGAGCAGGGAGAGUGUGAAGAGGUACAGGUACUGAAAGUGCAGGAACAGACGGAUGUCUAUGAAGGAUCUGCGGGAGGUGGAAGCAUCCAUAAGAUGAUGGCAGUGGAACUACGUGGUAUCUGGAUUGAUGCAGCAGCGGUGGGCGAGGCUGUCGUUGUGUGUGGCGUUCUGUGCGCCGUACGUGGUGAGGGACGUAACGGAGCCACACAGCAAAUUGCAGUACGGGCGUACUCUAUAGAGGGCAGCCGGCACGACAGUGCACGGGGCGCAUUACUGUCAAUGGACUCACUAGAGGAGAGCGGGCGUUUUUACGAAAUGGCGCGUCAUCCACAAUGGUUUGCGCGACUAUGCGCCUCGUUUGCGCCAUCUAUCUUUGGUUUACAACAUGUGAAGGAGGCGAUUGUGCUUGCUGUGAUUGGAGGCACAGAGCUCAAGAUGCGUACGCGCAGCAAUAUUCACCUCCUCAUGGUGGGUGACCCAGGUCUUGGCAAGUCGCAGCUGCUGCGCGCCGCGUGUGGCAUCGCCCCGCGGAGUGCCUUUGUGUGCGCCCACACGUCGUCCUCAUGUGGCCUGACACUUACACUCACGAGAGACCCGACGUCUGGUGAGACUGCGUUUGAAGCUGGUGCUGUUGUGCACGGUGACGGAGGUAUCACUUGCAUCGACGAGAUUGACAAGGGUGUCACAGAACACAAGGCGCUGCUUGAGGUGAUGGAGCAAGAGACGGUGUCGAUGGCGAAGGCCGGGAUGGUAUUCUCUGUACCAGUGCGCACCGCUAUUCUCGCUGCAGGGAAUCCUGUUGGCGGCCGCUUUGACGACACCAAGCCGCUAACCGCCAACCUCAACCUUUCCCCCGCACUCCUUAGUCGUUUUGACAUUGUCGUCUGCCUGCGUGACCCACACGCAGAGUGCACCCGAUCCCUCUCCGAGCACGUGCUGCAGUUGCACCGACGGCACGACGCCGAUGACCCGUAUCACACGGGUGGCAAUGGCAGUGGUACACUUCCAGUGGAUUUGCUGCAGCGCUUUGUGGCGUUCUGCCGCCAUCAUUGCCAUCCUUCCUUGCGCGAAGAGGCGAGUGAGGUGCUCAAGGAGCACUACUUGGCACGGCGCGCAGAGACAAGAGACGGCGAGUUGGCUAUUACGCCGCGGUUUCUUCAGGCUCUGAUUCGUGUAGCAGAAGCGCGCGCCAAGGUUGAGCUGAGGCAUGAAGUGACAUCUGAUGAUGCGAAAUAUGCCGUGGAACUGCUGCGGCAGUGCUCCGGAAGCUUAUGCGCCAGCAACCACAUGGCUCCACUCCGCCCCGCCGCUGCAAAGAAGGUAACCCAGCGGGAAAUGAUCCUGAACACACUAAAGGCAGAAGUCUGCCGAACAGGCGUCAAUGCUCUCCCACACCGCAUCGUUCUUUCGGCAUGUGAACAGGCAGGGUGUCGUAAUGCCAAUGCGAUGUUACACCAGCUGAACGAGGUGGGAGUUAUCCUCCAGCUAGGGGAUAAGUACCAACUUCGUGGGGUUUAG